Messenger RNA from Fonsecaea pedrosoi CBS 271.37, 1653 nucleotides. RefSeq lists its product as uncharacterized. Gene Ontology annotation, cellular component: nucleus. Lineage: Eukaryota; Fungi; Ascomycota; Eurotiomycetes; Chaetothyriales; Herpotrichiellaceae. The transcript is spliced from 3 exons. The coding region runs from base 1 to 1653 and encodes 550 amino acids. Gene Ontology annotation, molecular function: DNA binding. The record is from RefSeq and is a predicted model, not a curated record.
AUGCCACCAGAGAGUCAAGAUUCGCAGCAUACUGGCUAUGGCCAAAAUGGUUGGAUAGGUAUUCCCAACAACAUGCCAAAUGGCAUUCCAAAUGGUUAUUCCACCAGCCCUCAAACGACGAUCUCGCCAAUGCAGGAAUUCCCGCAAUUUGAGUACCACCACCAACACCAACAUAACACGCCGAUGCCUAUGGAGCCGGCUUACCCUAUACAACGACCUUCGCCAUUUGCAUCCUCGCAUGCACCAAUGCCACCGCCCCUCGUUAUGCCGAACAACGUUUUGUGGCCAAGUAUGCUGGCCAGUCAACCCCAGGGAUCCUACCAGCCGUCAAUUUUGCCUGCUGCACCAAUGCAGACUCCAUUGUCUGCAGGGUCAACAUCUGAUAUGACACCGACCAGUGCCAAGACGAACACGUCUCGUCGCAAGUUGACGGAUGAGGAACGUCGUCAGAUGUGCAUUGAGGCCGAGCAGAACCCGACCAUGAAGCAGACUCAGAUUGGAGCAAAGUUCAACGUGGAGAGGAGCACGGUGUCGAAGAUACUGCGACAGCGGGACAAGUACAUGAAUCCGCAGUCCAAAGAGGAGAGUGUUAGCCCCAUUAAAAAGAACAAGGCCAAAUUACCGGACUUUGAGAAGACCCUGACCAACUGGGUCAAAAACCAGCAGAAGAAGGGCCUCCCCAUCACGGAUGAGGAUCUUCGAAAACAGGCGCAGGUCUUCUCAUUCAGCAGAAGUGACCAAGCGGUGGUCUCUAGUGCCGACUGGCUGGAGAAGUUCAAACGCAAGAAUCGGCUCAACGCGCCCAAGGCCGAUCCAGAUUCGACCUUUGUGGAUUCCAGCUCGACUUCACUGUCACACACGCCUCAUGACGGCUCACCCGCGUCGUCCAGUGGUCUUGUAUCUCCUCCGAUGUCAGCAAUCGAGGAGCAGAUCGAAGAACCCUCGGUCAAGAUCGAGACCAACAACGAGUUCUUCGACUUUGGGGAUGGAAAAUCAACGUAUACACCUCAACCCAGGCUUGAUCGUGAGGCGACAUCAGAGUCCGUCAUUUCCCCAAUGUCCGUGGAAAUGGCACGCAGUGACCAAGACGGAAUUGACAUGCUCGAAGAGGCGGAUGAUACAAUGGGGCUAUCUAACCGUCAGAGAAGCCAGACAUACUCUCACGCACCGACUUCAGGCACAGCCUCACGCCCAUCCUCAUCAGGUCACAACCGACCCUCACUGCCUGUACGCUCUCUGACAGCAACCACAGUAACAGUGACGACAGCAGAGGAACGAGCUACCGCCAUCGACCCUCGGCAGAUGAUGAAACGUCACAAGAGCGUGCCCGACAUCCACUACCCUGAACAGGUGCGCUUUUCAGCCAUGCAUCCUCCACCAUUGCCACGAUCCGCCGAUGCUUCACCCAUAAGCAAUCCAGUCACACCAGCGGAAGAGGAUAUCAUUCGAGCGUUGCACGCCACCAAAACAUUGCUGGAACAGAACCCAGCUGUAGCAGAGCCGGACGAUUACCUGGCGAUUGGCAAACUGAUACAGAAGAUCAAAGCCCUCCGACCAACAGCACCGAUACUGCCAGGAGGGAUGCACCCAAUUGAUAUCAUGGAUAGUCCUCGCAUCUCCAAAAAGAGGACCAUUCUCGGCAUCUCGACCUAA